Messenger RNA from Trichobilharzia regenti, 438 nucleotides. The record is from the annotation of a GenBank genome assembly. NCBI's taxonomy places the organism in Eukaryota, Metazoa, Platyhelminthes, Trematoda, Strigeidida, Schistosomatidae.
AUGAUGAAAGAAAAAUAUGGGAAGGAAUGUAAAAUUUGUAAUCGUCCGUUUACUGUAUUUCGCUGGUGCCCCGGCCCAAAAGCCAGAUUCAAGAAAACUGAAGUUUGCCAGAGCUGUGCGAAGAUUAAAAAUGUGUGUCAAACAUGUCUAUUUGAUCUCGAAUAUGGCCUUCCUGUCGAAGUUCGUGACAAAGCGCUUCGUCUGUCACAGCAACUGCCUCAGAAUGAUGUUAACCGAGAAUAUUUCCACCAACAAAUUGAACAAAAUGCCGAAAUGGAAGGUGAUAUAACGGCUCCAUAUGGAGGACAUCAAUUGAUAGGAAAAACUCUGUCUAACACAGCUGCAGCCAGUAGCUCUAGUGGUGGUGGGGGUACAGACUUACUACUAAAGUUAGCUCGUACCGCCCCGUAUUAUCGUAGAAAUCGUCCGCAUAUAUGA